This is a messenger RNA of Cooperia oncophora, 291 nucleotides long. Lineage: Eukaryota; Metazoa; Nematoda; Chromadorea; Rhabditida; Trichostrongylidae. The record is from the annotation of a GenBank genome assembly.
AUGGACCGUUCCCCGUUGAAGAACACAUUGCGGCUGGGAUUAUCCGAAGUAGGUGUCACUUCGGCGAUUAUGUUCUUGCACUGCAGAGAAGUAGUACAUGGCUGUUUGGAUUUCACGUCUGUCGUUCUUGACAGAUAUUUUAACGCGAAAACCAUUGUGUCGUCUUCUGUUCAUCGCGUGAAAUCGUCCAAAGGAGCGGGAGUAAGGAGCAAGGUCGAGGAUGUGUUCCAUGUUGGACUUUUGCUCUAUCGUCUGCUUACAGGGCAGAAAGCCAGUUUCGGAAAGGUAUGA